AUGGUGCUCUUCAAGCGCAAAGCCGUCUUCUAUCUGCCCAAACCUGCUGUUGAAGAUGAUGCCGAAGACAUCUGGUUCAUCCCGCAGACCGGGGAGAUUUUCACUACGUACGAAUCUUACUUGCAGCGAAUGGACUGGUAUAAACAGAAAAGAUUCACGUGUGAGGUUUCUGGUCGGAGCGGUCUCUCCUUCUUAGACGCGUUACGGAGCGAGUUGGCUGGGUCGCGCGAAGUAGACCAGGCCUUUCCCGACGCGCUGAAAGGACCAGUCCUGAAGAGAGUCCAGUUCUCCACAACGUCCCGCAUCGACAAUCUCGUGGAUGAGGUGUUUGAUGACUUUAAGAAUGACUUCUACCCGGGAGAGAUAGUCACAGUGAUGCUAGAUGACUCACAACGGUUGAAUGGACGCGUCCGAGAAAAAGCAAAGUUCGCAGAGCAACGCGACGCUGACGGCAAUGUCACGCGAAAAGCGUUUACUAGAUAUUUCGUUCGUCUCAUUGACCGGCCGGACGAAGAAGCACUAGCGGACGACGACCAUAUGGCUCGGGACCGCAAGAUCUUCACCAAACAAAUGCUCCGUUCCUUUAUCAAGAACUGCGUUACCCGCGAGGCCUGGACCGGCGCUCCAUGGCUGGUAAAAUCAGAAAUCGCCGAACGUUAUCACAUCGAUAGCAACGUGCCACAGCAUUUGCGGCAUAGUUACAAGGUAGCCGAGAGGAAAGCUGCGCGUAAGUCGGAGCAGCAAGGUAAGUCACGCCCUGCCGAUCGAUGGGCGCUACUAACCCGCCCAGCUCAAGGCGCCCACCCGGGUUACACCGCAGAACAAAUUCUCGCGAUGCAACAGAACAAUUAUCAAGAGUACCAGCGAGCCGUACAAGCGGACCCAGCAUGGGCCGCGCAAUCGUGGCAUCACGCGCACGGCGUACCGUACCCAUAUGCCGGCCCUCCUCCACCAAUGCCCGGCGCGCCACCGCCAUCACAGGGGUACUGGGUUCCCAAUGGCUACCCUCCGAUGCACAUGCAACCACCAAAUGCACAUAUGAUGCCCAAAUUCGAGCCGCCUCCGCCUGGACCACCCCCUAUCAAGUACCCCAUCGACGAUAUGGAAGUUCCGCCCAAGAAUGAUGGUGUCCAGAGACCGGCCCUCAAAUACGUGGCUCUGAGCCAGAUUUUGCCCGAGUCUGACUCUACCCAUGUGAUUGAAGGCAUCGACGAGGCGACGAUCGGCUACCUUUUGGAAGCCUGGAACACCCUCAAUGUGUACUGCCAAGUCUUCAAGCUUGACUCCUUUACAUUCGAUGAUUUCGUUGAUGCUAUGCAAUUCUCAUCAGAUGAGAUAGACUGCGAUAUGCUGAAUGAAGUACACUGCGCGGUGUUGAAACAGCUCGUCAAUGCGGAAAAUCAACAGAACGGAGCAAUUCAGAUCUCACUACCGGACUUGCCAGACCCCAGCGAUGACGAGGAUGACGAGGACGAACCCGAAACGCGAGAGCCUACGCCCACGCCAGAGCCAGAAAUUCCAGCGCGGCGCACUCGAAGCAGUCUAAACAAAGUUCAGAACGCUGAACCAGAUCAUGAAACCCCGGCGGAAAAUGACGAGCCGGAGAAGAUUCAUCGAGCCUCUGAGCUAAUGGAUGAGUUUGGCUGGAUUCAGAGACUCCGCAAACGAGAAUUUCGAAGCGGCGGCUGGGAGCUCGUUUUGGCUGGUCUCCUACACCAGCUGUCUGGGCGACCACGUCUUACUGAAUCGUGCGACAAGAUACUUACUCACCUUUGCCCUCUCGACGCUGAACCGACGAUUGAGACUGUCAGAUUACAGUAUUCCACCAUGGAUAUCAACCUACGGGCUCUGGCGCUCGAGAUCAUCAUUCAAUUGUUCAUGGAGACGAAAGCGGUGAAAACAUUCUUAGAUGAAAUGAGCAAUACCAUGACCGAGUUCCGCAAGACCAAGAUCAUCCACCAGCGUGAGCGGAAAGACGCCCUGGCGAAACUCAAAAACCUCGAUAUCGAACGCAAAUUGGCUGCUCCGACUCCUGAAAAGUCUCCCACACCCAUGCCCGAACUCGAGGAUGGUAUGGAUAUCGACAAGGUGGAAGAUAUGGAAGAUUCCAUCCAAGAUUCAGAAGACGAAGACGCCAUACAGAUCAGAUCACUGCGACGUGGUCAUGAUCGAGCUGCCGAGCGGAAGCGAAAGCGAGAUGCUGAAGCCGAGCGCAAAGCAAGAGAAGCAGAAGCCAAACAGAACAAAGGCAGUAAAGAGUACCAAAAAAUUCUUAAGCAGAUCGAUAAGGAACGCGAGCGUCUCGAUGCGGCUGAGGAAUUGAUACUCGUUGUGGAAGAAGAUCUGAGACAGGCUGACUGCACCAGAACACGAGUUCUGGGAAAAGAUCGCUUCUGCAAUCGAUACUGGUGGUUUGAGAGAAAUGCCAUGCCACACGCUGGUUUGCCGGAAAGCUCAACUGCCGAUGCCGACUAUGCGAACGCUCGGAUCUGGGUGCAAGGACCAGAUGAUAUGGAACGAGUGGGCUACAUUGAUGUAUCGCCGGACGAGAAAAACAAUUACGCCAGCCGCUUCGAUGUCACGCCCGCCCAGCGGAAAGCCAAUGAAGAGGGCCCAACGCAGCUUAGCCACGCCAACCAGUGGGGCUUCUAUGAUAGCCCUGAGGAUGUUGAUGGUCUGAUCGCCUGGCUUGACACCCGCGGACUACGGGAGCUUAAGCUCAAGAAAGAAUUGGUCAUGCAGCGCGACCUCAUCGUGAAGUACAUGGAGAACCGCAAGGCAUAUUUGGCACCCAAGCAGGAGAGCGAGGAACCUGAAGAGCCGCCCAAGAGGAUGGCCACGCGGAAGAAGACCUACAUCAGCGAGCCCAUCGCGCGGUGCACACGAUGGGAAAAUUCCAUGGCAAUCGAAGAAAAUGGCCACAAGCACGUCGAGCCUCCGCCGGCGAAGAAGGGUCGUGGAGGGGCCCGCAAAGGCGGCUCUGCGGGAACGGGCACUAUCGUCGUCGAAGAAGCCCCCAGACGCAAGGGGCGUGCUCGCGCAGGAAGCGAAGUUCCUACGGAGCCACCAAAGAAUCGACAUGGUCGCUUGAAGACCAGGCAGGGCGGUCGCUAUAACUGGUAG
Molecule: messenger RNA, 3123 nt
Organism: Cyphellophora europaea CBS 101466
Lineage: Eukaryota; Fungi; Ascomycota; Eurotiomycetes; Chaetothyriales; Cyphellophoraceae
Exons: 1
Coding region: 1-3123 (1040 amino acids)
Source: RefSeq, a predicted model, not a curated record